Messenger RNA from Rhizopus microsporus ATCC 52813, 351 nucleotides. RefSeq lists its product as uncharacterized. The record is from RefSeq and is a predicted model, not a curated record. The coding region runs from base 1 to 351 and encodes 116 amino acids. Lineage: Eukaryota; Fungi; Mucoromycota; Mucoromycetes; Mucorales; Rhizopodaceae. The transcript has a single exon.
AUGCGCUUGUCUAGUCUUUUUCUCCUCGCACAUAUUGUUACACUCGCAUUUGCACUUGGUGAAGAUCCUGAAGAUGAUUCAACCGAUGAUGUCUUUGAGCCCACCUAUCCAGCACAAGAAGUCGGACCGAUUUCCUAUGAUUUUUCAGCUGUUGAAUUUGAAGAUACUGAGCCAUUGACUGACGGUGUAGAAUACAUGAAGGACCAGAAUGAAGAAGCGAUUAUGGACCUUAUGAAGGAACGUAUGAAGGCUAUUAGAAAGGCAAGAGAAGCUGGAGAAAAGAGAAGAGAGGCAAUGAGAAGAAAAUAUGCUGCAAGAAGAAAGGAACGUCUGCCAGUCUAUCACAAUUAA